Myxocyprinus asiaticus (Chinese sucker) is the source of this 1866-nucleotide messenger RNA. RefSeq names its product prolyl 3-hydroxylase OGFOD1-like. Gene Ontology annotation, cellular component: cytoplasm. Gene Ontology annotation, biological process: peptidyl-proline hydroxylation; regulation of translational termination. Gene Ontology annotation, molecular function: L-ascorbic acid binding; peptidyl-proline dioxygenase activity; iron ion binding. Bases 102 to 1676 code for a protein of 524 amino acids. The record is from RefSeq and is a predicted model, not a curated record. The transcript has 13 exons. NCBI's taxonomy places the organism in Eukaryota, Metazoa, Chordata, Actinopteri, Cypriniformes, Catostomidae.
CUUACUAAAUGCAAACGAAGAGGCGAAAAAUAGGAAACGCUGCUGGUCGUCGCUGAGAAAACAAAAGUCUCCCCGGGUUUUAAUUGCCACAUGCUCUCGACAUGUCACCCAAAAAACGGCAGAAUGACUCUGAAACGGGUGGAAAGAAUAAGAAAGAGAAACGAGGUGAACUCGCCGUGAUAAAUUCGGAUUUGAGGGAUGAAUCUCUCCAGAAAGGCAUGAGAGACGCAUGGCAGAGGAAAGAGAGUUAUUCUAAUGGCAGUGUGCAGCUUGACUGUGAGCCCUUUCCUCACUGUCAGAUCACUCAUUUCCUGCAGAGUGAGAGCUUUGUGGAGAGCCUACAAGCAGAGCUAUUUCAGCUUAAUUUCAACAGCAAGUCAAAUGACUUGUACAAGUUUCAACAGUCAGAUGAUCUGAGAGAGAGAAGAGAGCACCAUAUAUCACAGAUAAGGUCAGUGAUUUUUGGGGAGUUCCGUCUGUGGUUGUCGGAAGUGUUGCAAGUGGAUUUGGAGGCAAUUGUCGAUAUAUCCUGUGCCAAAUAUGAGCAUACAGAUGUGUUACUCUGUCAUGAUGAUGAGCUGGAGGGGCGAAGAGUUGCAUUCAUUCUCUACCUGGUGCCUCCUUGGGAGCUGACGGAUGGAGGAACACUGGACCUGUUCAGCACUGAUGAACACUGUCAGCCGGUGAACAUUGCCAAGUCUCUGCUUCCUCGCUGGAACUCUCUGGUGUUUUUUGAAGUGUCCCCGGUCUCCUUCCAUCAGGUGGCAGAGGUUCUUACUGAGGGGAAGUGCCGUUUAUCUCUGAGUGGUUGGUUUCAUGGCCACUCACUGCCAAGACCCCCACGCUACAUGGAACCCCCUGUUCCCCGUCACACACACAUCCCCAGAGAUGAGAGUGUGAUAUUUGAUUGGGUGAACGAGAUGUACCUGGAUCCUCGCUAUCAGGCUCGGGUGCAGCAAGAAUUCGAAGAUAGUUCAGAGAUCUGCUUGCCUAGUUUCUUACAGGAGGAAAAAUUUAGGCAGGUGCGUAGUGCUCUGCAGUCUUCUGAAAUCCAGUGGGAGAGAAGGGGUCCACCCAAUAAGAGGUGUUAUAGCUGUGCAGAUAUGCAGAACGUCCCAUCUUGUUUAAAGGAGUGCUGGGAACUCCUUUCCUCUGAGCCGUUCUUCAUCCUCUUGUCCAACUUGACUGGCCUCCGUCUCCACUAUCUGGCUCAAUGUGAUGACGAGGAUGAGAGCGAUGAUGAAAAGAGUGACACAGAGAAUGAAGACGAAGAGAGGAGCACACAAGCAGAAGGCUCCAGUUGUGCUGCUGAUGCUUCAUCAGCUGAGAAGAAAGCCAAAGGACCUCCUACUUAUGUAGGAAAACUGCGUCGUUGGGCACGUGGUGACUACACAUUAUUACAUGACUCUGUGAAACGAGAGUAUGGUUUAGAUCUUCAGCUUCACAUGGGCUGUGCAGGGUGGAAGGCAGAGUUUGGGGGAUUUACGUCCUAUAUUGCACAUGAUGAAGACGAGGAGCUCUUGACAGUGUAUCCAGAGGAUAACUCCCUCGCUCUGGUCUACAGAGACAAAGACACACUCAAGUUCAUCAAACAUAUUAAUAACAGCAGCUCUGCCCAUCUUUCUGCCCCAAAUACCACCGCAUUCUAUGACUUCUGUUUUAACUACUAUGAAUGAUGUGAGAAACAGUGCGAAUGAUUGACUGUAAAAUUUAAGAGGCACUUUCAUCUUGGACUGAAGAAUGUAUAAGAGUUUUGCAAAAAUUCAGUGCUAAAUUUGAUGCUAUACAUUAAAUGUAAUCAUUGGAUUGUAAAUCACAAUGAGAGCAUUUUGUGCUCUAAUGUCAGUAAAUGUAUUCUAAUUAACA